CUUCUGUGUGUGGGGCUCCCUCUGGCGGACAGAGUCUGCAGGUGCAGCUUUCGCGUUAACUCAGAAAAGAAAGUGAAAGAAUGACAUUUCAGAGCAAAGACCGAAGGUAGAAGAUCACUUUCACCAUGUCAUCGGAAGAGGACUUUUCUCUGGUGGACCCCCAGCAGUCUGAGGACACUUUAGAAGGAGUCCACAACUUAAUCACCAAACAAAAGAAAACCUAUGACCAACUUCUGGAAGAGCAAAAAGAUCUGAGAAACAGCAGAGAUGACCGGCGGGAAAUGACCAAACAGUUCAAGCAGCGCACAGAAAAACUGACGCUGGACUCUAAAAAGGACGAGCUCUCCUACAGAGACCAGCUAGCGCAGGAGAAGAAAAAGGUGGACCAGAUGAAGCAGGAGGAGAGCGAUCUGAUGAGGCAGAUCCAGCAGGUCCAGGACGCCAUCAAGGAGGAAGGAGAUCAGAACGACUACCUGAGAGAGCAGGCAGACGUGAUUAAAGCCAUGCCAGACAAGAAGCUCGUCUUCAAAGGGGCGACGGCGAAAGGAGCCGACUGGGAGGUGUUUGAGAUGAGGUCAGAGGUCAUUUACCCGAUGGAGGGAGGAACCGCGCUCAUCACUUUUGAGGAAGAGGAUGUGGCCCAGAACAUUCUGGACAUGAAGACGCAUCACGUGACCCUGGUUGAAGACUGCAGCAUCACCGUGGAGAGCCGAGCCGUGCAGCUGAUGCUGCCCAGCGUGGUGGAGAUCGACUCCUCCGUGUGCCCCAACCGCAUCCUCGUAUCCAACCUGCCCAAGAUGGACGAGGAGACCCUCAAGAACAAGCUGGAGAUCCACUUCUCCAAGUCCAAGCACAAAGGUGGGGAGGUGGACGAAUGCGAGUACCUGCCCGACUCUGGAACCGUGGUCAUCACGUUUGUGGAGGAUCACAUCGCCAAAUGUUUGACAGAAACGGAGUUCCACGAUGUGAAAAUGGAUAAGAGAAACUCCCACAGAGUCCGGGUGACGCCAUUCCUGAACGGAAAGAUCACAAACCUGAAGACUCGGAUGUCGACGUGUCCUCGGACGGUUCUGCUGACCGGCAUCCCGCAGGUCAUGGAGAGGGAGACCCUGCAGGACCUGCUGGAAAUCCACUUCCAGAAAACCAACAACGGCGGCGGAGAGAUCGAGGCCAUCGUGUACAACCCGCUGGACCAAAGCACCGCGGCCGUGUUCCGCAGCGUCUCCGACGACGCACAGGAGGAGUAGAAGAGGAGUUCCUCAGGGUCUGCCUCAGUGCAGCACUUAUUUGACCUCUUGGGUCAAAGAACUUUAGGAUGGUGGAAGACUUAAAUCUAAUGUUAAGUUCAAAGAAAGAAAAAGAUGUAUUUGAUGUCUUAAUCAUGAUCAAUUGGACGCAUUUAAAAAAAAAAGUUUUUUAAAAAUCACUGACUUUUUAGACAAUUUUUAAAUUGUUAAUCAUGAAUUGUAAAAUAUUUAUCCAUUGAAACUAAAGAAUUGUUUUAUUCCAUUAUUUUACGGUUUUAGUCUCAUUUCAUUUUAUUUUUCUCUGUUUUGGGGGCGUGGCUACAACCAAGUAAAAUAAAAAAAAUAAAAAUGUGAUUUACUUUAUUUUAUAACAGAAAUGUCAGUAUCUAUAUGCAGUCGGGAUGGAGGCCCUGAAGGGACAUAAAAGUAAAAUAAAUAAACAAUGAUUUCUUGUGCAUUUAUGUCCCUAAACAGACUCUGGAGUGAAAGGUCACAUGGGAAAUAACCGGAUUUCGUACCACAAUGAGUUAGAAACAAAAUUCAUGUGACCAAACCACCAAACUUACAUUUGGUUUUACUUAAAAUAUUAUUUAGCACCGAAAUUUAUUUUUAAAAAGGGAAAUGUGGGACUCAGUUAUUUUGUAAACAAUCUUCUUGUUCGGUUCCCAAAGCAUUAUGGGUAAUGGUAUCUGCAAAUCAAAUCUGGGGCUAAAGCACUAAAAUUAACAGUUUCAAGGUUUUCGCCAUUAAAAUGUUUUAGGAGUAUCAUUGUUAUUAUUUAUACAGAUAGAUUGAUCAAGAAUAUAUUUUAAGUAACUAGCAAAAGUCUAAAAAAGCAAGUUCUGAUUUAGCUUAAGUUUUAAGGAAAAUAUAAGUCAACGAUACACAAAUUCCAAAAAAAUAAAUAAAUAAAACUAAAUGAAUUGAUGUCACGCUUAAUAUUAUACUCAAAACGGGGAAAAAUAAAUCUGUGGUUAGUCAGGAAGCGGAAGUGACGACACAUCGCUGCGGUUCGCCAUUUCAUCCGAUUUCAAACAGCAAAACCUCGAAUUUAAAUUUAUAACAGCAAAUAUUGGGAUACAUUUAGCGAUGAAGACACACAUUGUUUAAAGACUAAACCAGAAAAAAA
Oryzias melastigma (Indian medaka) is the source of this 2376-nucleotide messenger RNA. RefSeq names its product interferon-induced protein 35 (gene ifi35). The transcript is spliced from 10 exons. The coding region runs from base 126 to 1247 and encodes 373 amino acids. Gene Ontology annotation, molecular function: RNA binding. Gene Ontology annotation, cellular component: nucleus. The record is from RefSeq and is a predicted model, not a curated record. NCBI's taxonomy places the organism in Eukaryota, Metazoa, Chordata, Actinopteri, Beloniformes, Adrianichthyidae.